This is a messenger RNA of Exophiala bonariae, 474 nucleotides long. RefSeq lists its product as uncharacterized. NCBI's taxonomy places the organism in Eukaryota, Fungi, Ascomycota, Eurotiomycetes, Chaetothyriales, Herpotrichiellaceae. The transcript has a single exon. The coding region runs from base 1 to 474 and encodes 157 amino acids. The record is from RefSeq and is a predicted model, not a curated record.
AUGAUCUCAGAGUCAGAGGCCGCCCAAUUGCAGGAUUUCCACACGAAACACUUCCCGGGGCAACCAGUCCCAUCUCUCACAAGUCCUUCCGAACAAGAUGCAACUUUGUUGGCGACCGACACGGUCUAUCUUGAAGACGAACCAACCGGCCUGGGAUAUUACAGUGAUGGUACGAGGCGCACCCUAACCGAUGAGCAAAUCAAAAUGUUCAGACACUCGGAGAUCCAACGCCUUCUUAGUGAGAGACGGGCCAAAAAUGAGCGACAAGAAAGACAGAAAAGAAAAUCCGAUCGUGUGCACACAAAUUCGACUACAGUCGAAGUUAAGAAACGCCCGCACUAUGAUGACCCCUCUACAAACCAGAUCGAGACACUUCUUUACGAUGAUGAUACCUCGAAUUCUGCGGAAGCGCCGAAUCUGGUCACUACGAAGGCCAAAACAGAGUUCUUAUGGCCUCAGCUUCGAGACGUAUGA